AUGGCCGCCGUGCAAGUCAGCCAAGCCGAAGCCGAAGAAUACUUCAAAGAGGCUCUAGGUACACUGGCCUGGUGGACUAAUCAGAGCGACCUCGCCGACUCACUGAUCAAACUUCCUGAAGACCCUCGUUUCCAAACCAAUCCAUUCAGCGACGACGAAGUGCGAGACAUCAUUCGCAGCCUCACCCCCACCCUCUUCAACGCCAUUGGAGUCUCUGUCUUCGUGUAUCCCUAUGAGCGCUACAAGAAGAAAUACUUCGCGGCACGCGGUACUGUCGACGGCGCCAGCCGCGCCUUCGCUGCCGCGACGUGGUCAACCCAGGCCGCCUUUGCAGCGAGAUUCCCGCAGAGCACCGUGCAAGUCUGGAAUGCGCCGGGAGCUGGUGCAAGCUGGGCCGCAGAUUGUGUCAGGAACUCUUUUGCUCAUGCGCAGAGCAGUCUUGUGAAGGUCAAUAACGGGACAAAAUUGGAAAUCUGGAAUUCGCAAACUGGCGAGAGGGCAACGGCUAAUUUCCGGGUGCUGAUGGAUCCGAACGACUUUUUGCUGUUGGUGAAGGAUUGGACGGAAGCUUUUUUGCUGAACGCUACAGCGUUGAACCAUUUGGAACCAUUGCAGAAGUUGCUGACACAAUUGCUUUAG
Messenger RNA from Diaporthe amygdali, 639 nucleotides. RefSeq lists its product as uncharacterized. Bases 1 to 639 code for a protein of 212 amino acids. The transcript has a single exon. The record is from RefSeq and is a predicted model, not a curated record. Lineage: Eukaryota; Fungi; Ascomycota; Sordariomycetes; Diaporthales; Diaporthaceae.